This is a messenger RNA of Naegleria fowleri, 1971 nucleotides long. RefSeq lists its product as uncharacterized. The transcript has a single exon. NCBI's taxonomy places the organism in Eukaryota, Heterolobosea, Eutetramitea, Acrasida, Naegleriidae. The record is from RefSeq and is a predicted model, not a curated record. The coding region runs from base 1 to 1971 and encodes 656 amino acids.
AUGGAGGAUUUUGUACUCGUCCAUCUUGUCCCAUUGAUCGAUGAUCAGGCUGUGAAAACAAGACACAGCAGCAACAAUGAGCAUGAAUCAAUGAGGGAACUUCUCGAGAAGAGCAUUCUUUCCUUCACUCAUCAAUUUAUUGAUCUACAAACUCAACUCGCCUCUUCACUCAUUCCCUAUUUGAAUCAUACGGAACAAGGGAUUCAUUCAUUGAUCUCCUCCUCCAACCCUCCACAACAAAUCUCUCCAAUUGUUCUCAAUACUUUACAUGUCAUAUGCCGAGUCUUGAUGCUAAAAGUUCGAUCUGAUGAUUUUUGGCAAUUUUUUCAUCAUGAUGAUGAGGUUCCGAACCAUGAUCAUGACAAACAUUGGUUGAAAAAUCAUCAUUCCGACAAGAAUGAAAUACAAGAAGAAGAAGAACAACAAAUACCUCCCAUGUGCAGUGAACUUGAAAUUUCAAAUCGCAAUAUUUCAUCCUCUCUCAUCAUUGUUGAGACUUGUUUUUUGUAUUUCAUUCAACAACUUUUCAUUCAAGAGUCACAAACGACCACUACUGAUGUUCAUGAUUCAACAAGACACGAAGGCAACUCGAGCAAUCAGUCAUCAUCAUGGAAGCAAUUAUUAUUCACCGGAAAAUAUUUACAAUUUGCCUUAUUGACCUUUCUGAAGUAUGAAUUCUUACACAAAUGUCAAACAUUGGGAGAAGAGAAGGCGAUUGAAUUAUUCAAUAUGAAUGGGAUAGAACAAGAAAUUACUGAACGACUUGAGACAUUAUCUGACAUGACAGCAUCAAAGAAUACGUCAAAAAAGACCUCGAAAUUUCCUCUUAAAAAACAAAUUCACAUUUGCGAAUUCAUAUUUAAACUUUUAUUAAUUUUACCAAUGAGAUCGAGCGAUGAAGCAGAAGAAUAUUUCAAUACCAUGUUGAAAUACUCGGCGACCUGUCAUGCAGAUUUGGCUGUGUGGUAUUCCGUUUCGAAAAUACUUCAGGAAAACUCUCAACAACAACAAAAUCAAUGUCAGCAUCAUCGUUCAACCAGGUCAUAUUCAAUACUUUUUCAAACAUUGAAGAAAAAGAUUGAAUCUUUUAAUUUGAGAAAUUAUUUGAAUUUUGUUCCGGUCAAACUAUUUAACAAACAAGAUGAUAUCAACAAAGAACUUGUAUUAAGGUGGAUUUGUGCAUGUACUAUUUUGCAAACUCUUUCCACUGAACAAGCGCAUCAACAACACCAUCAACGAAAGAGCUUGUGUGAUUUCACAGAAAUUACAAAUUACUACUUUUCAAAUGUCAUUGGAAAAGGACACAAUAUUUUAAUGACAGAAAAUUCAUUUCAAUCACACGAUUUUCAUUUCUUAUGGAAUGGAAUAUUGGAUGCUUUACAUAGUCAUCAGAUUACACAGACAAGCAUUCGAGGUAGCAAAUAUGCACUAAUAGACAGGUCUCAAUUUUUUUCAAACAUUGACAAAUAUAUUCUUAAUAAUGACAAGAUGUCAAGUUGCGAGAACUUUAGAACUUAUCUUUCAAUUUUGAUGAAACUCUAUUUUACUGUUUCCUCAUUUUCUACGUUUCAAAACUUGAACAGAAAGCUCUUAAGGUUACUUUAUUUGGUAAAUGCAACGACUGAUAUGAUAAAAAUAUUAACCAUCACUGAAUGCGAACAGAAUAGAGCAACAGAAGAAAAUAGUGCAUUUUUCAAUGUUCGCCAUUCCAUGAUAUUCCAACUAUUGAUCAACAGCACAAGUAUUAACAAGUUAAUUGUCAAUUCUAUUGAACAAGCUCAGCUGUAUGAAAUCAAUCACAAACCAUGUGUUCAAAAGUUCAACCCUGUGAAUGACAAAAUGAUUGCAAAUUCUCGUCAAUUAUUCACACAUGUGUUGAAAAAUUUUGUGACAAAUGUUGAUUGUGUAUUUCCAACGAGUUUGAGAGAGUUAUUCGCAACUAUGGCAUGUGUGAGGCUAGAUUUUAAUUAA